AUGGACGCUGGUGGCUUGCUGUCAAUGCGGCUGGCGUGCCUCCGACUAGCACUCCCAUUGACAUCCCGAAAAAAUGACACCCUCGUGAAGUUCUACACGCCAAUUGCACACCGGACCGUAUUUUCACGUCACCGGAGACUUGUUCCAUGUAAUUUGGUGGCUAGAUCCAGUACCUUAGCUCCCGAACACACCGUUGAAUGUCCAAAGUGCCAUCAAAGCUCUGGAAAUAAUGGGAUAGCAGACGACGUAUCUUCCGCCGAAAAUCAAAAAGCACUUUCCACCCCACCGCCACAAUCCCUCCACAUAUAUGAGCAAAGGGCAGCCAAUCCGGGCCUACCGGAUCGGAUUUCAAAUUACUUGGGGCCUACCCACGAUGUACUCGACCCUAUGAGGCUUGAAUUUGAGUCGAAUGUCGGCAAUCUUGAGCAUAUUGGAAGUAAAUUGAUCGACGAUUUUCGUUAUCAGCAAGACUUUCAUCUCUGGAGGGUACUUCUAGAAUACCGCCAACGGCACUAUGGCGACGAGGGGGUUGUGCAUAUAUGGAAGGGAUUAAAUGGGAGAUGUGCUGAGCUGGGUCUUCCAGUCGAAGGAGAUGAUGCUGAUUACCUAUGGAAGACGUUUAUUUCCAUUGGCUUGAAGCAGGAAUGGCUAAUGAGGGAAAUACAGCUUCAUGGGGAAACAAUAUGGAAGGCAACGAGGAAGAGAUGGCACCCAUUCUAUGAAGAGGUUAUCGGCGGUUAUUUCAAGUUACACCUACCACGAGAAGCCCUGCGUUGGCAUCUGAAGCUGAAAGAGAUUCAUCUCGAACGGUCAAACGAAGUCAUUUGUAUUCUUCCUCAUGCCAUGACGACCGAACAUGGCGUACGCGGCUUCAGGAAUAUCUGCCGGAGUCUGGAGGGACACCAAAUUUAUAGCUUUGUUGUUCCUAUUCUUUGGGAAAAGGGUAUGGUAGGGGAUGCCCUUGCUAUGCAUGAAUUCUUGGUUUCCCGCCGUGACGGCCCAAAAUCCCUGUCGGAAAUUGAGCCUCUAUUAAGAUAUGUUGAGAUGUAUGGGUCAGAAAAGCAGCACAAUUAUUUCAUGCAGGAAUUAGUUAAAGCCGGUCUUAUGGAUGAUACAUCUAUCGAUGCAAAGCAACAUCAACACCAUACCCCGAAAGCAGCAAAAAAAUCCACUAAACAGCCCUUUCGCGACGAUUUUGGAGCUCGGUUGUUCGCAACUAAAUCCUUAACCUUCGAACUUAUCCUUGGGGGCUUCAAGAUGUUUGGUGUUGAUACGAUCGGCCCUUUAACGUUACGAGAAAUGGCUCUAAGAACGGUUAACAUGAAGGAGUUGGUAUCCCAGCUUGCCGCCCUCCAAUCAUCCGGGAUCUCUACUGGAAAAUCUGUUUUUUCAAAAUUGGUUAUUAAGUCUGUCCAGGACAGAAAUACGGCAUUGCUACGCGAUAUUCUUGAGAGCGAUCAGCACCCUGAUGUAUUUGAAGACCUAGAAACGCAAAAAGUGCUUCUUGCCAUGUAUUCAAGAGCCGGAGACUGGCCCCAGGUCCAUAAAACUUUGGCUAUCAUGUCAAUGGCAUCAGAUUCACGACGUGAGAGGCAUGACGUGCUGUUUCGAGAUGUUGUGAGAACCGGCAAUGCAGCUUUAAUUAUACAGCAACUUGAGUCGAUGAAAGAACACGGUCUUUGUUUGUCAAUAUCAACUGUGGAAUCGAUGGCCCGCGAAAUUCUUCCUGCCCGACCCAGCGGCUACAGCCCUCCUCGGGAUUCAGCAUCUAUGAAUGAUCUUCGGUUUUUGAUUUGGCUAUAUCAACAAGUAAUAAUGUCUGGAGGGCAUGUCCCUCCAGAAUCCUGGCUAGAAUGCUUGAAACGACUCGGCAUGUACAACCUUUGGGAUGAGUUGGAAAAGCUCUGUUUCUGGCUGGUGCCAAUUUACGGACCCCCCAAAAAAUCCACUUCCGAGCCAAUUGACGGCAUUAAGCCGCCCAAAGCAGGCACUCGAAAGGGCUCUGAUUUGUUGGAACACCUUUUGCCUGCGAGUCACCCAAGAUCGCCUCUUAGACGGAUCUUUGGAGUUCAGUUGCAGCAUGCUAUCGUUGCUUGGGGGUUCAGCAUGCGCCCCUAUGACGCCGAAAAUACUAUUAUGCUCAACCCAUUCGGCAAUGAGGGCGAGCAUCUGAUCCCAUGGGCCCGUGGAAUCGUUCUCCUUCGCCAAUUAAAAGACAGGGGCGUUAUUGUACAAACUAAUACUAUCAAAAGCGCCAGCCGUAUGCGCCUGGCCGCACUCUUCUCCGAUAACCGUUCUUCGCGUCGCAAAUACAAUCGUCUACUUCGGAAGAACAAUCCAUGGUCUCUGGAGGAACUCAUGCAGAGUAUAGACCAGGCGUGGGGGAAGCCUGUAUUUUCUGAAUAUGAAGGGGACCUUCACAGGCUAGUGAACCCUAGGCCUAAGGUUCGACAUGCACCGUUUCGUUCCCGACUACCAUUCCAGACCCCCCCGGUAAAUUUUACAAAUUUCUAG
Messenger RNA from Ophidiomyces ophidiicola, 2514 nucleotides. RefSeq lists its product as uncharacterized. The record is from RefSeq and is a predicted model, not a curated record. The transcript is spliced from 2 exons. The coding region runs from base 1 to 2514 and encodes 837 amino acids. NCBI's taxonomy places the organism in Eukaryota, Fungi, Ascomycota, Eurotiomycetes, Onygenales, Onygenaceae.